CUAUCUCUCUAGCUGGUCUCAUUUCAAUGGCUACUUCCACGAUGAACAUUGAAACACCAGAGACUAUAGUACCAAACCAAAAUGGCAAUUCAAAGCCCCAUGUAGAAGAAACAGGAAAAGCCAGAAACUGGCCGUUAAUCAUUAUUAAUUGUGCCUUAGUUUUUUGUGGUGUUAUAGGAGGUCCUCUUUUAAUGAGAUUAUAUUAUCUUCAUGGUGGUAGUCGUAAAUGGCUGAGUAGUUGUUUGCAAACUGCUGGUUUUCCAGUUCUCUUAUUUCCUCUCAAUUUUCUCUAUAUUAAAUCCAAAUCUUCAACGCAAAAGAAUGAUCAAAGUUGUUCCUUCUUUAUGGAACCAAUGGUGUUCUUUUGGAGUGCCAUAAUUGGGAUUGUGUUUGGUGUUGCUAAUUUCAUGUACGCAUUGGGUUUAUCUUAUCUUCCAGUAUCAACUUCAACAAUUCUCUUUGCAACUCAGCUGUGUUUUACAGCAUUUUUUGCAUGGUUGGUUGUGAAACAAAAAUUUACAGCAUUUAUUAUAAAUGCAGUUAUUGUAAUGACAUUAGGAUCGGUCUUAUUGGGUAUCAAUACCAAUGGGGAUAGACCAAUUGGGGUAUCAAAAGCUCAGUACUUAUUGGGGUUUCUUUUAACAUUGGCUGCUGCUGCUUUAACUGGCCUCGGGAUGCCUUUUAUUGAGCUUGCUUUCAGUAAAGCAACCCGAAAUAUUACUUAUUCGACUUUGUUGCAGUUUCAAAUCAUUAUUGGCCUGUUUGGAACCGUCCUAAACGUCAUUGGGAUGCUAAUAAACAAAGAUUUUCAGGCUAUACCCAGAGAAGCAGAUGAGUUUGAGCUUGGGAAAGGCAAGUAUUAUAUGAUAAUAAUCCUGACUGCAUUAACAUGGCAAUUAUCGUCUGUUGGAUUCCUAGGCCUCAUUUCGUACACAAAUGCUCUUUUCAACGGUAUAUACACAUCAGUUCUCGUCCCUUUCACCGAAGUAGGCGCCGUCAUAUUUUUCCAUGAGAGCUUCACAGGAUUAAAAGGAAUGGCACUGGCAUUAUGUCUCUGGGGUUUCUCUUCCUACUUCUAUGGAGAGUACAAGACGAUGAAUAAAGUGUUAAAUGGCAAAAUGCCCCAAAAUGGACCCUAA
Molecule: messenger RNA, 1139 nt
Organism: Papaver somniferum (opium poppy)
Lineage: Eukaryota; Viridiplantae; Streptophyta; Magnoliopsida; Ranunculales; Papaveraceae
Product: purine permease 3-like
Exons: 2
Coding region: 27-1139 (370 amino acids)
Cellular component (GO): membrane
Molecular function (GO): purine nucleoside transmembrane transporter activity
Source: RefSeq, a predicted model, not a curated record